Messenger RNA from Schistosoma spindalis, 900 nucleotides. The record is from the annotation of a GenBank genome assembly. Lineage: Eukaryota; Metazoa; Platyhelminthes; Trematoda; Strigeidida; Schistosomatidae.
AUGUAUAAUGGAAUAGGCUUACCAACUCCUCGAGGCAGUGGGACGAAUGGAUAUGUUCAGAAAAAUUUGGCCUUCAUUAGUAAUUUCAAAGAGCAAAACCCUUACAAAACAGAGGAAGAUAUCAAGAGAGCAGAUGCUCUGCUGUUCAAGGAACCAAAUAAAGAAAUACUAGAGCAUGAACGAAAACGAAAAAUUGAAGUGAAAUGUUUUGAGAUGGAACAAGAAAUGGAGGAACAAGGGUACACGCAAAGCGAAAUUGAGUUUAGGGUCAGUGGUUUUCGCAAAAAGUUGCUGGAUGAGUUAAAGGCCUCCGAAAUAAAAAAAACUCCCAAUGUGGAGCCAUUCGAAAUCUCUCAAUCUGAACACGGUAAAUUGCUACCGAAAGGGACCCAUGAAAAUGCUGCUGUAAAUAUCCUUAAAAACACAAUUUUUAAAGAGGCCCUUGGAAUCGGGGAACAAUUUCAAGAUGGGAAUUCCGUAGAUUUGGCCGUUCAGCGAAGAAAAGAUGACGCAGAAACGAAGCGUCUAGUCGAGGCACAAAAGGAAAUGAAAACGUUGGAUAGUUCAGAUGAUGAUGGUGAAGUCAGUAGUAGUAUUAGUAGUCAUUCCAAAGAUAACUUAAAACAACAACAUAAGAAGAAGAAAAAGGAGAAAAAGAAAAAGAAAUCAGUUAAGAAGAGAAAACGUUCACUAUCUGGUGAUGAUGAUAAUGAUGUUGGUGAACUUAAUUUCACUUCAAGUUCUAUGACAUAUCAUCACACAAAUGAUGAACGAACUCGUCAUAAACAAUAUCAUGAACAGGAACCACAACAGGAGCACAGAUCAACCAAGCAUAGAUUACAUUCAAAAAAGCAUAAAAAUUCUCACUCAAAAGAACGGCGACACCAUCAUCACCAUUGA